AUGCAGAAGCGCCUUCGUCUUACUCGUAGGAUUCUGCUGAUCAGCCUGCUGGUCCUCUGGGUCUCUGCAGUCCAAGCAGCAAAAUGCCCACAGGAGUGUUGCUGUGUCCAGCUCAAUGUGACCUGUGUCAACAAGAACCUGACCCAGGUUCCUCCUAAUGUUGAUGAGAGAACAGUGAAACUGGACCUUCAAGGUAAUGACUUACAGGAACUCCCCACUGGGGCUUUCAGGCACACCCCCUACCUGACUCACCUGUCGCUGCAGCGCUGUAACAUCCACAAGGUGAAGGAGGGGGCGUUCCGUGGCCUCGAUCGCCUGGUCUUCCUCGACCUUGCCAACAACAACAUUGAGAUCCUCUACCAGGAGUCAUUUGACGGUUUGUCCUCACUAAAGCAGCUUAUUAUUGACCGUAAUCGUGUGGCUGAGAUCCAGCCUGGAGCGUUCUCUCAGCUGGGCUCCCUCAACCUGCUCUCCCUCUCACACAAUCAGCUGGUUUACAUCCCUAAUAUGGCAUUCCAGGGCCUGCAGAAUAUCAAGAAGCUUCGUCUUAGUAACAACUGUCUAAUCUACCUGGACACUGAAGCCUUUGUCGAACUGGUUAACCUAAGACGUCUGAAUCUGUCCAGGAAUCCAAUCCUCUGCAACCGUUGCCUGCGUCCACUAAGAGUGUGGGCUUUCUUUAACAAAGUGAAGCUGGUGGGGACUUGUGGAGGGCCAUCCCAUCUUUCAGGUGAGAGACUGAACGCUGUCGACCCUCCUAAGCUGAGAUGCCAGAGUGAGGAAGAGGAAGCAGCAGGGAUCAUACCACGACCCACUGAAGAACCGAACAAGGUUUACCUGGAUCAGCCCUUUUGUGACCCCUGGACCCCGUGA
This is a messenger RNA of Pundamilia nyererei, 873 nucleotides long. Its product is annotated as chondroadherin-like protein. Gene Ontology annotation, molecular function: protein binding. The coding region runs from base 1 to 873 and encodes 290 amino acids. Lineage: Eukaryota; Metazoa; Chordata; Actinopteri; Cichliformes; Cichlidae. The transcript is spliced from 6 exons. The record is from RefSeq and is a predicted model, not a curated record.